This is a messenger RNA of Peronospora belbahrii, 357 nucleotides long. Lineage: Eukaryota; Oomycota; Peronosporomycetes; Peronosporales; Peronosporaceae. The record is from the annotation of a GenBank genome assembly.
AUGGAUUCUCAUGGUCCGCCGCCGAUUCUACGCCUUACUGACUCGUCGGCUAUCAAGGCGUUUGCUCAACAGCGUCAUUCCGGGGUGUGCUUUGUACGAGAAGCACUAGAAAGCACAGUGUACAAGCAAAAGGCUUCCGCUGACCAGAGUGGGCGCAAGCACCAUGAUAAUUUUCAAUUGGUGACUCCGUAUUGCUUCACAUCAGGUAUUCAAGAUGCAGCUUUCUAUAUUUUGGACCGUAACAUCUACUCACUAAACGCGUAUACGCUUGAUAUUCGUACGGCCAUGCGACUACAAUCGACGUUAUACGUUGGGCGACUCAGACCUUAUUGGCUGGCUCUUCUUCCGAUGGAUUAG